Cottoperca gobio is the source of this 2906-nucleotide messenger RNA. It is a transcript of the gene chchd4a, whose product is annotated as coiled-coil-helix-coiled-coil-helix domain containing 4a. Lineage: Eukaryota; Metazoa; Chordata; Actinopteri; Perciformes; Bovichtidae. Gene Ontology annotation, molecular function: protein-disulfide reductase activity. Gene Ontology annotation, cellular component: mitochondrial intermembrane space. The record is from RefSeq and is a predicted model, not a curated record. Gene Ontology annotation, biological process: protein import into mitochondrial intermembrane space. The coding region runs from base 766 to 1251 and encodes 161 amino acids. The transcript is spliced from 3 exons.
UCUUCAGGUUAGCUAACGGGUACAUGUCUAGCUGCGAGAAAUUCUCCAUCAAUAGUAAAUUAACAAUAGGUUUGUAACGGGGUCUGGCAUUGUAGUGACUUAAUACACUGGUCGUUGCAGUCAUUUAAUCUGACACGUAAAUUACAAACUGGGAGCAACGGCUAUCUCUGAUCCUGAUGGGGCUGUCAGGUUAACUCAAGUUACUGGCACAGUGCACCCACAGGGGUCACUGUCAACCAGCAGCUACACUCUCCAAGGCCUGGUUUUCUACGUUACUUAUGAAUAUACGUAUAAACUAGAGACCAGCUGUUUACUUAUUUAUUGUACUUCCUCUUUAUGUUGCACUGUUCCUUUGCGGAUGUAACGCUGCACAUUUCCCUGGUGUGGGACUAGUAAAGGAUUAUUGUAUCUUGUGCUGUGAUCACAGCAGCCGCGACGCCAAAUGGGACCAUGGGCGUAAACCUCUCCAAACUUAAACCAGUUCAAAAUGCUGCAGCAAGACUACAAUAAAACUCCCACGUGAUGCCUAUUUUUAGCACAUCUACACUGAUUACCUGUAUGUUAGAAUUUAUUUGUAUUUUUAUUUUAUGUAAUGAUUACUUUUAAAGCACGUUUGGGGCUGGCUCACUGACCUACUAACUCCUUACAAACCUGAAUGCAGCCUGAGAUCCUCUGGCAGAGGUCUGUUAGUAAAUCCUAGGUCAAGGCAAAAAGCAGAGGAGACUGAGCCAUUCAGGGCCCCACAACUCUGGAACCACCUGCCGGAUGAGAUCAGGUAAAGAUCGCAUCAUCUUUGUGACCAAGGAGGACCAUGAGGCUCCCAGCAACGCUGAGCUCAUUGCAGAUGAUCCCAAUGAUCCUUAUGAGGAUCAGGGUCUGAUCUUGGCAAAUGGAGAUAUCAACUGGAACUGCCCGUGCCUUGGCGGCAUGGCCAGCGGGCCGUGCGGCUCUCAGUUCAAGGAGGCCUUUUCCUGCUUCCACUACAGUAAGGAAGAGGUGAAGGGGUCAGAGUGCAUCGAUAACUUCCGCAACAUGCAAGAGUGCAUGCAGAGGUACCCUGAGCUCUACCCUCAGGAGGAAGAUAAAGAAAGCUCUUCCCAAGCGGAGUCCGACUCUGGUUCUGUCUCCGCCGCCCCGACUGAGGGCUCUGCCUUACCCCCCGAAACUGACUCCACCCCGGCCACUUCUACGUCCGAGUCUGCAGCCUCACCUGACAGCACGUUGCCUACAGACGACCAGAGCGCCAGCUAAGGUCCAUCAGUUGUCAUCCAGGUGUCUGUGUGUGCAAGCACCGCCCACAAAACUGACUCUCCAUGAGGAGCUCUGAUUGGUCUCUCUUCCAGUGAAAGCCUACAGGCAGAGAGAGCUUACUGACAAAGCUCUGAUGCUCACGGGCAAUAUUUACAGGCCAUCAGAGAAGGACUUUGUGAAUGCAGAGGAACGUAGCACAUGUACUAAAGUAUAGGCUGCUUUGUUUGCUGAGCACUCAAAAAUCAUUGAAUAAUGUGAUUUAAUGACAGUGGGCUGAGCUGUUUGCUGCAGGGACAUCAGUUGAAAGACUCACUUUAUAUGCAAUUGCGAUUUAAUUUGCUGUGUGUUUGUUCUCAUGUCAAUCAAAGAGCCACAUAAUGUUGGCGUUCAUUAUGUGUGUUGUCCUGUUAAUGUUGACUGGCCAGGACUCACUGAGCACUGAUUUAUCACUAAUUCAGAAAUCUAAGCAGUAAUCCCUAUAUUUGUUUUGAUUUAAGCAAUGUUUCUCUUGCUCGGUUUACUUCAAUUUAACUGUUAAUCCCUUUUGCUUGCUGCAAACGCAGGUAAUUGGUAAGCAAAUAAGGCUUCUGUUCAGUGACCAUUAGGAGUUGUUUUCAAACUUCAGGGUCUCCAUCUGUUGCUGUGUGAACAAUGGUCGUCUUGUUUGUUAAUUGACACUGUAUCUGGUCUAGACCAAAGUGGUUUGUUACAUUUAAGUGUCAUUGCAUAAAUGUUUUGUUGUCUUAACACUGUCUGGACUCUCCAGUUGGAUGCUGUGGUCACCAUCAAUCAGGCCUUAAAAGACUUGAUGGGUUUUUCUCAAACGUGUCCAGAUUAAACUGAAUGUCAAACAAUUUCAACUCACAUUUUACUUUUUGUUCUUAUAAAGUCAAAGCCCUCUUAUGUCAGUGAUAUUCAUUUUCACAUGUUAAAAGUCUGAUGAAUUUUAUACAAACCUUUCUUACUAAAAUCAGCCUAAAGAUUUACAAAUUGACUCUAAUAUCCCAAACAUCAUAUUUUACAGCCUUCACUUAUCUCAUAUUUCCUGCAUAUUAGUCAUGUUAUACUUCAAAGUAAUUUAUUGAAUCUAAAUAUUUCGGUUUUAAAAUGUAUUAUAUUUAGUAUUUAUGACAAGUUAUACAUUUAUAUUUAAGAAACCCAGUUCAACGUUCAAAAACUUCCCCGUCACAUCUUUUUUGAUAUAUGACUACCUUAAUCUUUUGGACAUUGAAAAAAAGGAGCUAAAACAUUAAUUUGUUAAACUCAGAUCUUAACAAAUCCAGGUAUUCAUUUCAGUCUUUAUUUUGUGUUUCGCACUCACACAUGUGAGUACCAUUCUCCAUCAUGAGUUUGACUCGGGUCAUUUCCUCAGGAUGAGGCAGCUUGUCGUCCAGUGAUUUUCAGUCCCUUUUCUGAAUUGUCCACUGACUCAAAUUUCCUUUGGGAAAUCUUUCAAAGACCGUUCCGCCUUUUUGGAUCUAUAUUCAUGUACAUCCGUUCCUCAGACCCUCUGAUAUAAGUAGACCGAGUCGGGGUGUCCAUGGCACCACCACACUCUGCAUGGUGACCAGCAGACGGCCUGUCCCAGCCUCCUCUGGGCCUGCCAAUAGGUACUCCAUUCCUGGUUAAAAGAAAUAAAAAAGUUUGGAUGUUAA